GCUGCCGCCCAAGAGGAGUGGGGCGGGUCAUGGGGAACAGUAUAAUUGGACGAGUCUGGAAUCCCUGAGUUCUACUCAGCCCAAGCAGCGGUGAAGGAGGAGGUUCUCCGAGAGCCGGCUGGAAGAUGAAGGUUCUGUGGGCCGCGCUGGUGGUCACGCUCCUGGCAGGAUGCUGGGCCGAUGUGAAGCCAGAGUCCCCACUGGAGGGGGAGCGGGAGCAGGAACCGAAGCUGGAGCAGGAGCUGGAGCCUGAGGGCGGGUGGCAGGCUGGUCAGCCCUGGGAGCUAGCACUGGCCCGCUUCUGGGAUUACCUACGCUGGGUGCAGACGCUGUCUGACCAGGUGCAGGAGGACGUCCUCAGCAACCAGGUCACCCAGGAGCUGACGGUGCUGAUGGAGGAGACCAUGAAGGAGGUGAAAGCCUACAGGGCGGAGAUGGAGGAGCAGCUGGGCCCCAUGGCCUCGGAGACACAGGCCCGCGUGGCCAAGGAGCUGCAGGCGGCGCAGGCCCGGCUGCGCUCGGACAUGGAGGACGUGUGCAACCGCCUGACACAGUACCGCGGCGAGGUGCAGGCCAUGCUGGGCCAGAGCACCGAGGAGCUAAGGGCGCGCUUCGCCUCCCACUUGCGCAAGCUGCGCAAGCGGAUGCUGCGGGACGCCGAGGACCUGCAGAAGCGCCUGGCCGUCUACCGCGCCGGAGUGCGCGAGGGCGCCGAGCGCAGCGUGAGCACCAUCCGCGAGCGCCUCUGGCCGCUGCUGGAGCAGGCCCGCACGCGGCACGCCAACUUGGGGGCCUUGGCCACCCAGCCGCUGCGAGAGCGGGCCGACGCCCUGGGCCAGCAGCUGCGCGGGCGGCUGGAGGAGGUGGGCAGCCGCGCCCGCAGCCAUCUGGAGGAGAUGCGCGAGCAGAUGGAGGAGGUGCGGGCCAAGAUGGAGGAGCAGGCCAACCAGAUGCGCCAGCAGGCCGAGGCCUUCCAGGCCCGCCUCAAGAGCUGGUAGCCCCUGGUGGAAGACAUGCAGCGCCAGUGGGCUGUGGUGGAGAAGGUGCAGGCGGCCAUGGGCACCAGCCCACAUCCCGCAGCGCCGGUGGAGACACAAUGAGUGGGCCCCGCCCGCGCCGCGCGGUGUGCCCCCGCCCCUGCCCGCACCCCUACUCCCCCGGCCCCGCCCCGGCUGUCCUGCGGGAGGGCCCUCGCUUAAUAAAGAUUGACCAACCCACCGCA
Lutra lutra (Eurasian river otter) is the source of this 1222-nucleotide messenger RNA. It is a transcript of the gene APOE, whose product is annotated as apolipoprotein E. Gene Ontology annotation, biological process: regulation of amyloid-beta clearance; lipid transport; negative regulation of neuron apoptotic process. Gene Ontology annotation, cellular component: extracellular region; intermediate-density lipoprotein particle. The record is from RefSeq and is a predicted model, not a curated record. Lineage: Eukaryota; Metazoa; Chordata; Mammalia; Carnivora; Mustelidae. Gene Ontology annotation, molecular function: very-low-density lipoprotein particle receptor binding; lipid binding; amyloid-beta binding.